GCUCAGUCGCGCUGUUUCUUUACAACAAUAUUUGCAAAUCUUUCGCUCCUUAUGGUCUUCUUCGUGUCUAGCUGGAUUCUUCCUCUCCUGAUCUGGGCUCUUGUUCUCCCGGUGGUCGUCGCAACGGAGCAGAUUCAAGGUCGACCUCAGCCUGAAAACUCAGGUUCCUCUGAGCCAAUCAGGGCUCCUCUGGGUGGUGAUGUCAUCCUGCCGUGUGUUGUGCAGCCUCAGAUCAAUAUGGAGGAUUUGACGGUGAUGUGGUGGAGGCCCGAAAUCCUUGUGGACCCAAACUGGUACGUUCACCUGUACCCUGAAAAGCAGCAUCAGGAGGCCCAGACGAUGCCGUCGUACGCUGGGAGGACGGAGAUGUUCGCAGACGGCCUGAAACUCGGGAACGUUUCCCUCCGGAUCAGAAACCUGAAGCUCUCUGAUGACGGGAGAUACAGAUGUAUCAUCCCACACCUGCCGUUAGAUACCACCAUAAAGCUGGAAGUCUUUGAACCGAUCUCUGAUGACACUUUGACGACCACACAGUUUCCAGGAAAUCUCCAAACUCCAGAUCCAAAAAAUGAGACUGAUGUCAAAGUUGGUCAGCACAAUUGGAGCUCGUGGGUCGUGGUUCUGUCAAUCUGCAUCUUAGUGGUCGUGGCUGUUGGAGCUGGUGGAUGUUUCUUGAAAAAUAAAUAUCAGAGACGACAUCCGCCGGACUACAGGGUCUCAGGAACCAAAUCACCUCCUUCCUCCCCUGGUCAAUAUGUGGGGAUAAGAGCAUCAGAUGUGGGAUUCAGACCUGCAGCACCUCUGGACACAAGUGGACCGACCGGGGAAACAACAUCUUGAAACGCAAAGCAUUACUGAAAGGACUUUAUCUUUUCUACUUGUUCCAGAUGAGGACCGAGCGUAUUGGGCCAAUAACACGUCUUUACCUGGCUCCAAAAUGGUGGGUUGAGCUUAGGGCUGUGCGAUUAUGGCAAAAAUCAUAAUCACGAUUAUUUGGUCAAUAAUUGAUAUCACGAUUAUUUUGACGAUUAUUCAUUGACCAUUUAUUGAACUUUAAAACAAAUAAUAUUUUACCAAUAAACAAGAUCAACAAAUAUGUUGGAGCGCACUUCCAAAACCAUACUAAACAUAUAUUAAUAUGAUAAAUAAAAAUAAAUUAGAC
Messenger RNA from Gymnodraco acuticeps, 1162 nucleotides. RefSeq lists its product as uncharacterized. Bases 52 to 840 code for a protein of 262 amino acids. Lineage: Eukaryota; Metazoa; Chordata; Actinopteri; Perciformes; Bathydraconidae. The record is from RefSeq and is a predicted model, not a curated record. The transcript is spliced from 6 exons.